AGCUCACGCGGGCAUUCGGUUUCCGACAUUGGUCCAGGACAGUUGUGCUUGAUGUCACUAAAGACAUAACAGAUUGGCGCAGUCGACUACAAUGAACCUGCAUCCCCCACCAGUAUUUCUGCCUUCCCCUGGCAAACCGGCCAUUCCCUGGGAGGAGUGGAUACAGCUCUUCACGACUUACAUGGAAGCCUGCGGUGGAACGGGAUAUGCAUCUACACCCCAGCCAUGUUACGACAACGAACUAUAGCACAGGAGCGGACGAUGUGGACGAUGGCUACAUAACAUUGAUGCUACAUAACAUGCUCGGGACUAUGCUCGGAGCUAGAACGCGUGAACGGCUAGGGAUGCUGCGAAGGUUCCAGAGGGCCUGGGUUGUCUGUGCGGUGCUUGGCUUGCUGUCGCUGGUGGGAGUGGCAGUUUACACAAGGACACCACUGAUAUUCGUCAGCAAUUCGCUGCAUGGAUCCUGGCGACUCCCUUUCGGCAGCUCCUACAAUGUUCCUAUGUCAUGUGACGCCCUCAAGGACAUCGUAUUUCUCAAGACGCACAAGUGCGCCAGUUCUACCGUCAUGAACAUUUUCCUCCGUUACGGCGUUACGCACAAUCUGACGUUUGUCCUGCCUACCUCGAAAGUGACCCACUACAUCGGUCACCCUGUGCCUUUUAAUCACAACCUCAUUACAGAUAUGCGCCGCUACAACUAUUCCAACAAUAUCCUGACUCAUCAUACGCGCUUCAACAAGGCCGAGAUAUCUUACGUGAUGCCCAAAGACUCCGUCUAUGUUACAAUACUUCGAAGGCCCGAAGAUGUCUUCGAGUCGUUGUAUGCUUACUGUAGGCUCUCCAAAAAGUACCACAAAUCGCUGACGGAGUUUGUGAAUGACGACCACGCCCUCAAAUUGAUGAACAGAAAAAGGGUCAUUGAAGGCAAAAUAGGUUUUAACCAGAUGUGCUUCGAUUUAGGGAUGAAGACCCAAGACGUGGCAGAUGACAAUGCAGUACGAAACUUUAUCAAUUUCAUAGCGGAGAACUUCAAUUUAGUGAUGAUCGCUGAAAGGUUCGACGAAUCACUAAUACUGCUCAAGCAUCUACUCUGUUGGACGACGGAGGAUAUGGUUGCGUUUAAGAUAAACGCUAGAUUAGAUAAGUACAAAGAAGAAUUAAGUCCCGAAGUGAAAAAGAGGCUGCGCCAGUUCAAUGGUGGAGAUGUCAAAUUGUACGACUACUUUUCGAAGCUGUUCGACCAGAAAGUGGCAGAAUUUGGAGUUGAUCGCAUGGCCGAAGAAGUACAUGAACUGCGCUCCUUAAGGAACGCUUAUUACGAACGGUGCGUCGAUAGAGAAGAUACACUCGAUAAGGUCGUUCCAGAGCAGAACAGGAAGGAAGUGAUAGCCUUCAAGAAGAAAGAAGAUAGUGAACUGUGUCGUUACAUGACCUUGACAGAGUUGGAGUUCCACGACCUGCUGCUGAAGCGACAGAAGGAUAUGAUACAUGAUAUGAUUAGGUCGCGCAUCACGUAAUAUCUGUGAUAACAAUAACACUAUGGGGAAGUCCUUACUUGUUGGCACGGCUGAACUUCCCGGGUUGCGUUUACUACGUGCGGAUGUCUUUGCAGGCACGGAAUUCCAAGUGAUCCGUUCAUAUUGCGAAAACAAAGUGCGGAGCUUGCUAUCUGUGAUUUAUGGCUGCAACUGUGGAGCGCCCAAAGUGUUUCGAGCUGGUGACUAUAUAGCAAUUUAUGCCUGAACCGUUCAAAAACCGAUGAUGUUUCUGGAGUUUCCGACACAACUGAACAAAUAGUUACAAAAGCAGUACACGCUCACGAUAAUGAUGCGAGCACCCUAAUACUUUUCCAUGCAAGAUGCACCAUGGUGACAAUGCUUACCUAUACAUGAGAUAUUUAUUUUGAAUUUUAAUUAUACAUUGCUUCUGAUAACACGUUCUUUUAGAAUUUGGAGCUGUUCGAACCUAACAGUUUGGUCUAAUGUGCUCAGCGUCCAAAGUCCAAAGAGUGAACGACUCAUAACUACGUUCCACUGUUAGCCAAUUAAAGCUGAGAAGACCCUGCGCUAAUUGCCACAAUUUAUACGUUGCCGUUAUGUCCGAGUAAUUUCGUAGUUAUUGCUUUUAUUGUUUACGUUGCGUACGACAGUCGCAGGAAAGUAUAUUGAUCGUUUGUUAUCCAAAUUUUUAUAGCAUGUCAAUAAAAGAAGUCAAUGGUA
This is a messenger RNA of Ornithodoros turicata, 2222 nucleotides long. RefSeq names its product galactosylceramide sulfotransferase-like. Gene Ontology annotation, biological process: glycolipid biosynthetic process. Gene Ontology annotation, molecular function: galactosylceramide sulfotransferase activity. Gene Ontology annotation, cellular component: membrane. The record is from RefSeq and is a predicted model, not a curated record. The transcript has 4 exons. The coding region runs from base 207 to 1520 and encodes 437 amino acids. Lineage: Eukaryota; Metazoa; Arthropoda; Arachnida; Ixodida; Argasidae.